This is a messenger RNA of Effrenium voratum, 2106 nucleotides long. The record is from the annotation of a GenBank genome assembly. Lineage: Eukaryota; Dinophyceae; Suessiales; Symbiodiniaceae.
AUGCCAAAUGACAGCCUACCGGGCUGCCGUAGCACCUCUGGGAGGUCAGCCCUGGCAGCGCGCACCAGGGCGGCGGCUGCGGACUGGGCCCGCGUGCUGCACCUCUUCGACGCUGGCGAGCGGGAUGCUGUGCUGGGGACAGCCAGCCUAUCAGGACUCGCACGCAGGGACCACUGGAGGUCUGCAAUAUGCUUGCUGGACGUUUUUCCCUCAGCGCGUCUACAGGCCAACGUCAUCAGCUACACAGCCGCGCUCGGCGCCUGCGAGCGAGGCGGGCACUGGCAACAGGCCGUCGCCCUGCUCGCCACGAUGUCCGCGACGCGCGGUGCAGCUCCCAACGAGAUUUCUGCUGGCGCGGCCAUGAGCGCUUGCGAGAAGGCUGGGCAAUGGCAAGCAGCCUCGCUCGCACUGUGGCGUGUGCGGGCUGGCCGCCUCCAACUCAACACGGUUCUGUACAACACCGCCAUUUUUGCAUGCCGAGGAAGCUGCUGGCUGCUGGCUGGGCAGUUGUUGGGCGACUUGCUCGGUCGCACGCUGCAGCCAGACCUCUCCACUGCCAGCUCAAGUGUGGCAGUACAAGCAAGGGAGGGCAGGUGGAGGUCUGCCGUGUUCCAGCUGCCGACGCAGAACGUGGUUGCGCGAGGUGCGGCACUGAGCGCCUUCACCAGCAGGUGGGACUUGGCUCUGUGGCUCCUGGGCCUUCGCCCGGACGCCGUGUGCAUCAACGCUGCCUGCACCGCCUGCGAGCGCCAGCUGCGCUGGCGGCAGGCGCUGCGCCUCGCCGGCUCCGAGUUUGCCGCGUCGGCGGCCUGGCGCCGGGCGAAGGUGGCCGAACUCAGCGAGGACCAGCCGCAAGCGGCGGCCGUCCAGGAGGCUCCCAACACACUGCCCAAGCUAGCAGUGCUCCUGUGGUCCUCAGCGUCGUUGGGUUUGGACGCCGGCCAUUUGUGCGCUGAAGUCUCCGAACGCCUUCGACACAGAGAGGGCCAAGUCUUAGAUGUGCGCCAGAUGGCUGACCUUGCUUGGGCGCUGAGCAUGCUGCCCUCAGAUUCCACCACGAUGGUGUCAUUGCAGCAUUUGCAGUGGGACUUAGCUCGCCUCACGCUCCGCGGUUCCCUGCCGCCGGACUUUCCAGACAGAGCGCUGACGGUGCUGUGGUCCUCGUGCUUUGCUGGCUGCUCCUCACACCAAGCGGCAGAGGUGGUGUGGCGGGCAUUGCAGGAGGCAUCACAGGCGCAGGGCGGCGCCUCGGCUGUGGCGCCGCUCACUCUGAAGCCGCCGCUGGCACCCAGCCCCGAGCCACGGGUGGCACUGCAGCUGCGCGACAAGGCCGUGGUUUUCAAGCCGCCGGGCUGGCAAGUGGACUACAGCCCAUCAGGGAAGACGGAGGAGGCUGAAAGCGAUGGCAAGGCAAGGAGCCACCUCUCCGACUUCUUGCGCGCCCUGGAGCCCAGCCGCACGCAAAUCACCUGCCCGCCGCAGCAUGGCUUCAUCCACCGCCUGGAUGUGCCAAGCUCUGGCUUGAUCCUGGCUGCCAGGACCUGGGGCUCCUUUUAUGACCUGAAGCUUCAGCUGGCCCUGGGCCUGCUGCAGCGCGACUACGCGGUGCUGUGCCACGGCUGGCGCCCGGACCGCUCGGAGAUCGCGGCGGCCGUGCGGUGGCUGGGCCGCCUGGGCCGGCGGCCCAGCGAAGUGGCGCCCGGGCGCCGGGCGCGGACCCGGCUGAAGGCGGCGGCGCACCUGGGCCGCGUGGGCCAGGCCUGCAGCUUCUUGGUCUUGCGAUUGGUCACUGGCCGACGCCACCAAAUCCGCCUUCACUUGGCACACGUGGGCAGCCCAGUGGUCGCGGAUGCCAAGUAUGCAUCGGCGGAGUGCUGCAAAGAAGAUUUGCAGUGGUGCAGUCACUUCCUGCACAGGUAUUGCCUGUCCUUCUUGACCUCCUUCGGGGGCUCUCGGGUGGACUCCUUCGAGUCUCUGCCGCCUGAUUUGGCACAGACCGCUGCAGGCGCCGACCUCUCGGGGAAUUUCUUCGGGGCACCGGGCUUUGCGGCGGCCGCGGCGGCUCUGGGCACCACCAGGCAGCCGGCAGCUUCAAAACGGAGGUGA